Messenger RNA from Cariama cristata (Red-legged seriema), 2238 nucleotides. It is a transcript of the gene IWS1, whose product is annotated as IWS1 homolog (S. cerevisiae). Gene Ontology annotation, cellular component: nucleus. The record is from RefSeq and is a predicted model, not a curated record. The coding region runs from base 1 to 1929 and encodes 642 amino acids. NCBI's taxonomy places the organism in Eukaryota, Metazoa, Chordata, Aves, Cariamiformes, Cariamidae. The transcript has 13 exons. Gene Ontology annotation, biological process: poly(A)+ mRNA export from nucleus.
AUGGGAGAGCCUCAUAUGACAGACUCUGAAAAUGAAGAUAUCCCAAGGCAAAAAGACAGUGACUCAGAUAAUGAGGAGCCUCCAAAUCACAAUGUAAGUGAUUCAGACAAUGAAGCAGCUCAUGGAGGGAAAGACAGUGAUUCUGAUACUGAGGACCGUCCAAAUCGGCAUUUAAGUGACUCUGAAAAUGAAGAUGCCUUAAAUCAUCGAGCAAGUGACUCUGAAAAUGGAGAACCUCACAGGGAUCACAGUAGUGAUUUUGAAAAUGAGGAAUCGCACAAGCAGCCAGCCAGCGACUCCGAGAGCGAGGAGCUCCACAAGCAGCCAGCCAGCGACUCGGAGAGUGAGGAGCUCCACAAGCAGCCAGCCAGCGACUCGGAGAGUGAGGAACUCCGCAAACAGCCGGCUAGCGACUCAGAGAGCGAGGAUGUUUCCAGACAGAAACAAGAAGUAGAGUCUGAGGACAGUGAUGGGGAGGACAGGAAGGAGGAGGUGCAGAAUGAUUCUCAUCACUCAGAUAAUGAGCAUGUUAGGGAAGGAUUUGAGGGCUCUGACAGUGAAGAGGAAGCUCCUAAGAGACGAAAAAUAUCGGACAGUGAUGAAGAAGAGAAAGAGGAGGAGAAGGUGGUGAAGAGGAAAACAGCUAUCCUUUCUGACAGUGAGGAUGACAAUGAGAAAACACCUGCAAAAAAGGUACGAAUCCUUUCUGAUGUCGAAGAAUCAGAUAGUGAUGCUGCUUCAGAGAAAUCUGACAAAAGGAAGAAAAAUAUUGUAUCAGAUAGUGAGGAAGAGGAAGAAGAAAGAAAAGAGAAUGCUGGGAAGAAAAAAGAAGAGAAAGAUCUGUUUGGCAGUGACAGUGAAUCUGGAAAUGAACAAGAGAACCUGAUUGCAGAUAUAUUUGGAGAAUCUGGUGAUGAGGAAGAAGAGGAAUUUACAGGUUUUAAUCAGGAGGAUUUGGAGGAGGAGAAAGGUGAUGCAGACAUGAAGGAGACAGCAGAUGAAUCGGACUCCGAUGAUAACAUCAAAAGAGGGAAGCACAUGGACUUCAUGUCAGAUUUUGACAUGAUGCUGCAACGAAAGAAGAGCAUGAGUGGCAAGCGUAGACGAAACCGUGAUGGUGGAACUUUUAUUAGUGAUGCAGAUGAUGUGGUCAGUGCUAUGAUUGUGAAGAUGAACGAAGCUGCUGAGGAGGAUCGACAGCUGAAUACACAAAAGAAACCAGCACUAAAGAAAUUGACUUUGCUACCAACUGUAGUUAUGCAUCUUAAAAAGCAGGACCUCAAAGAAACUUUCAUCGAUAGUGGAGUAAUGUCUGCCAUCAAAGAGUGGCUUUCUCCUCUUCCAGACCGAAGUCUGCCAGCACUAAAGAUACGGGAGGAGCUUCUGAAGAUCCUGCAAGAGCUGCCCAGUGUGAGCCAAGAGACCCUGAAGCACAGUGGCAUUGGACGAGCUGUGAUGUACCUCUACAAACACCCCAAAGAGUCGAGACCUAACAAGGAUAUGGCAGGGAAGCUAAUCAAUGAAUGGUCUCGACCCAUCUUUGGCCUUACCUCAAACUACAAAGGCAUGACAAGAGAAGAGAGGGAACAGAGAGACUUGGAACAGAUGCCUCAACGAAGGAGAUUGAGCAGCUCUGGUGGUCAGACUCCCCGCAGGGACCUGGAGAAAGUGUUAACUGGAGAGGAAAAGGCUCUUAGGCCCGGAGACCCCGGGUUCUGUGCCCGUGCGAGGGUGCCAAUGCCCUCCAACAAGGACUAUGUGGUGAGGCCAAAGUGGAAUGUGGAGAUGGAGUCCUCCAGGCCCGGGACUAUUAAAAGAGGUAUUAGUCGCUUGGAAAAACACAAGAGACGGUUUGCUGAACAGAAACGACUCAGCAAAGUGCAUCGGGCCAUCAAGUUCAGCAUUGAAGGCAACAGGAUGCCCCUGUAGCCAUGACACUCUGCCUUCCCCGAGUUUGAGAGUUCCAGGGGACCUCUAAGAAAGGGGUGAGUCGACUGGACAAACAGAUGCGGAAAUUCACAGAUAUCAGGAAAAAAAGCAGAUCGGCCCAUGCAGUGAAAAUCAGCAUUGAGGGCAAUAAGAUGCCAUUGUGACCCUUCACAGAAUACCCCACGAUCUCUGCUGUAAGACAAUACACCCAUAGACUCUUUGGAGACCUUUAAAUUUUUUAACAACUUGCUUGGGUUUUUUUAGUGAAUCUUUAAAUUGUUGGUUCAGGUUCUGGUAUAAGAUGUUGUC